CUUUAUUUCCAUAUGCGUGCCCUACAUGAAGUGGCAGGCCCGAAAGGGGCCGCCCCGGGGUCACCGACUCGCUCCUAGCCAUAUAUGUCACCUAGUGGAUCCUCCGUCAGUCAGAUGAUCCUCAUCGGCCGACCUCGCAUCAUUCCAGAAUGUGGUCCAGAAGCCCAGGAGCGGGACGUGGUCCCUCCAUCAAACAGACCCCCCAUGGGCCAGACCCCCCGUCGGUCAGACCCCCUGUCGGCCAGACACCCCGUCGGCCAAGGGGACUUCGCAGAGACAGAUUCUAUACUUAAUCAAAUUAUUGUAUCCAGUCCAUUAGAGGUCUUAUAUUGUAAUGACCCUCCCAAACCAAGACUUGGGAGUCCAGCCCAUACUUUUCCCUAU
This is a messenger RNA of Cuscuta europaea, 384 nucleotides long. The record is from the annotation of a GenBank genome assembly. NCBI's taxonomy places the organism in Eukaryota, Viridiplantae, Streptophyta, Magnoliopsida, Solanales, Convolvulaceae.